AACAAUAAAUCCAUCAUUAUAAAAACAAACAAAAUUUUGAAAAAUCGAAUAGCCAAUUAUUUUCAUAUUCUAAUUCUAUCUCUAUCUUCGAAUAUCAUGAAUUCGUGAUUAUUAAUCUCAUGAUCUCAUGAAUGAACUCAUUUAAUAUCAUUCAAUAAUUAUAACUGAGAAGUGUCUUCUUCAUUGACAUCAUGUUUCAGUAGUUUGAAAUAAAUUGUUAAAUGAAAGAAUUUUAUUAGAUUUUCUGAUGUGUGGGAAGAUCAAAAAUGUCAGUAUACCUAGUAUGCAGCACAUCAGGAGGGGGACUCCCAAUUUUUUCUAGGAAGAAGGGAAAUUCUGAGACAUUACCUUUUCCAAUAAUAGGUUCCUUGAAUGGAGUCCAUAUGUUUGGAAAAUCUUUUGGAAUUGAAUUGUUGGAGACCCUAACUGAUGAUUAUGUAGUUGCAUGGAAAGAAUUCGAAGAAAGUAUAGUCAUCAUUGGUAUAGCUAGUGGUUGUUCAGUAGAUGUCCUCAAUGACCUGUUAAAGGAAGUAUUCAGCACUAUUGUGCUGAUUGUUGGCAUUAAAGAAUUGGAAACACAGAGAAACAUUGAAAGACUCAAAAGGGAACUUAGGGUAUGUUCUCCUGUAAUUGAUAGACUUCUGGAUGCAUUGGACUGUGGAGAUUCUAACAAUAAAUUUCCCUCAGACAUUGUGGGAUUUGUUGAAACAAUCCUGUGUUCUGAAAACCAUCUUAUUCAGAUUGUGCUAGAAUCUUUCACAGAAUGUUUAGAUUCUAUGUACAGCUGUAUUCUUGUAUGUGGAAAAAUAGCAGUAGCUACUGAGAGUUGGUGGUCGCUUCACCCUACCGAAAUAAGGCUUCUUUCACUUCUAGCUACUUCUGAAAAUACCAAUGAAUCAAAAGAUAUUCCCGUGUUUUUGCCUUAUAAAAGUCCAACGGUGGCUUUCCGCUUUGUAGUUUGUACUUUGAUACCAGAAGUUCAAAUCUGCUGCCUUUGUGGUGCGACGCCUGUCCUUAGUGAAAUAGAACAUUCUGUCAUGCAGUGCUUCAAAAACUCCACGGAUAUUCUGAGUGCCGCUGUUCAGUGUGUUCCUCGCAAUUUUCCAACAACUUGUAUUUUAGAUGGCAGUAUAUUGGGACAUCUUCUAGUGAACACAACGACUAAGAAGUACAUGAUGUCGAAGUGUCCACAAAUGGCCUCAAAAAAGACAACAAGCAGCUCCCACCGACUAGAUAUCCUCCGUACAUUUUUCUACCGGGCCGUCAUCAAUGAACUGAUACCGAGCGAAAACGCCGAAGCUAACGCUGCAGAAAAUAAUCACGAGGAAAAAUCAGAACAUGUCGGUAUAGAGACUUACUGGUGUUCCGAAUACCACAAAUGUCACGCACUAAGAGUGGAUGAUAACGUACUGUGUGUGUUGUAUAAUUCUUCAGUACCCACUCAUGCUUUGAAACUGAUCACGCAGAGAACUAUCAAGCAGUUGAUUUCAGAUAAACAAGUUUGUUGGUGACAUACAGUACUUAUAUGCAUAUGUUACGUUCAAUUGAACUUCAUUAAUUCACAUUUAAGACAAGAUUUAUUAUUAUUAAACUAUGAUGAA
Molecule: messenger RNA, 1601 nt
Organism: Phaedon cochleariae (mustard beetle)
Lineage: Eukaryota; Metazoa; Arthropoda; Insecta; Coleoptera; Chrysomelidae
Source: the annotation of a GenBank genome assembly